This is a messenger RNA of Nicotiana tabacum (common tobacco), 2839 nucleotides long. RefSeq lists its product as uncharacterized. The record is from RefSeq and is a predicted model, not a curated record. Lineage: Eukaryota; Viridiplantae; Streptophyta; Magnoliopsida; Solanales; Solanaceae. Gene Ontology annotation, molecular function: RNA binding.
AUUAUUCUAAAAUAAAAGUGCGUACAGUUACCAAUAUUUUCCCGCAGUAAGUGUGACCCUGCUCUAAUUUGAAGUAGAACAGUUCUGCCAUUAAAAUUCAACCAAGCUACCAUUUUUUUCUUGUAAUAAUUCUUGUUAUCUUCAAAAAGAAAAAGAAAUCAAGUGUUUCAGUUAUUUCAAUUACAAAUUCCAGCUUCUGGGGUUGGAAUCAGUAAGCCUAACCCUAACCCUAACCCUAACCCUAAGUCCGUUUUUGUAGAGGCCAUGGACGAGAAUGAAGCUGCCGAAGGGGACGGGUUUGGGAAUCGGGUCGGGGCUCCGAUGGAGGAGUUCCACAGGAAUGAAACUAUCUCCGCUGUUGCGGAUGAUGGGUUUCUUGUUGACGAAGAAGAUGAUGAUUAUGAGGAUCUUUAUAACGACGUUAAUGUUGGUGAAAAUUUUCUUCAGUCAGUUCGUAAGAAUGAAGAUUUAGGGUUUAAGAAGGAGGCUGAGCUUGUUGCUCCACUGCCGGAGAGUAGCCGUGCCGCUCUGUCAGUUGCAGUUGGAGAGGUGAAAGUUGAGAAAGAAGAGAAUGUAGUGUCUAGGGUUUUGGAUGGAGCUGACUGGUUUAGGGAUUUAGGGUUUAGAGAGAAUGAGUUGGGAGGUAGAGAUCCGGUAAAGGUCGAGUCUUGUGAUCCGGUAAAGGUUGAGUCUUGUGAUCCGUCGGGUAAGGUAGCUGAUUUAGAGCAGAAUGGGGGCGAUAAUGUUGUGAAUCGAGGGGUAAUUCAACGUCCUAAUGCUGCUGGUGUGGGUGGUUUAGGCAAUGUUGGUAAUUCUGGGAAUGAUAAUUUGGUUAGGCACGAAAUGGUGAAUGGGAAUUCUGCGGGUAACAAUGUUGCCAGUGUAGGGGUUUUGGGUGGAGGAGGAGGCGGAGGUGGAGGGACGGUUCUAUUUGUUGGUGAUCUGCAUUGGUGGACAACAGAUGCUGAGCUGGAGGCAGAGUUAAGCAAGUAUGGAACUGUGAAGGAGGUUAAAUUUUUCGACGAAAAAGCUAGUGGGAAGUCGAAAGGUUAUUGCCAGGCUGAGUUUCAUGAGCCUGCAGCCGCCACAGCUUGUAAAGAAGGGAUGAAUGGACAUGUGUUCAAUGGGCGGGCCUGUGUGGUCGCCUUUGCUUCGCCAUUCACUGUGAAGAGAAUGGGUGAGGCUCAGAUGAAUCGAAAUCAGCAGACGGCUCAGGCUGCUCCUGUGAAUUCACAGGCGAGACGGGCCCCUGGCGAUACAGCUGUUAAAACUGGUCUUAACAACAACAAUGCUACAGGUGGUAAUUUUCAAGGUGGUGGGGAUAAUAACAGGAAUUUUGGGAGAGGAAAUUGGGGCAGAGGAGGUCCUCAGGGGAUGGGGAAUAGGGGUCCCGUUGGUCCUAUGAGAAAUAGGCCUGGUGGUGGCGUUGUAGGAAGGGGGUUUAUGGGAAAUGGUGGGAGCGGAUUUGGACAAGGUAUGGGUGCUGGACCUCCGCUGAUGCAUCCUCAAACAAUGAUGGGUCAAGGCUUUGAUCCUGCUUUUGGAGGACCUAUGGGGAGAAUGGGUGGUUAUGGAGGAUUUCCUGGUGCUCCAAAUCCACCAUUUUCGGGUAUGUUGCCGUCAUUUCCACCAGUUGGAGGAGGUGUUGGUUUGCCUGGUGUAGCUCCUCAUGUAAAUCCUGCAUUCUUUGGGAGAGGAAUGCCAAUGAAUGGUAUGGGAAUGAUGCCUCGUGCUGGUAUGGAGGGGCCUAACAUGGGUAUGUGGUCUGAGCCUAACAUGGGUGGUGGAUGGGCGAGAGACGAGCAUGGCUACAGAGCGGGAGAGUCGAGUUAUGGGGAAGAAGCUGUAUCUGAUCAUCAGUAUGGAGAAGAAAGCCGUGAUAGAGGGGCUUGGCCUAGUAACAAAGAAAAAGAUAGAGGCUCAGAACGAAAUUGGUCUGGUUCUUCAGACAGAAGACAUAGAGAUGAUAGAGAACCUUCUUAUGAAAGAGAUAAGGCUAGAGAUAAGAAUACAGGGCAUGAUGAUGAUUGGCAAGAGGAGAGGCGACACCAAGAUGAUAGAGACGUUGGACGAGAGAGUGUGAGAGAGAGGGAUCGUGACCACAGUCGCACACGCUCUAGAGAUCGUGACCGUGACCUUGAGAAGGAUCGAGGUAGUGGACGGGAGCGUGACCGUCAUAGGGAUGAUAGAGAUAGAUAUGGUGAUCAUCAUAGGUACAAGGACCGUGAGCAAGAAUAUGAUGAUGAAUGGGACAGGGGAAGAUCAUCAAGGAGACACACCAAAUCACGGUUACCGCAAGAAGAUGAUUCACGGUCAAGAUCACGGGAUCUAGAUUAUGAAAAGAGGCGUCGUCUGACCACUGAUUAAUCUGCUGGCCUACUGCAUUUUUCUAGGAUAACUUUGGCUGUUUUUCUCUCAGUAUUCCUUUUGCAAGGAGCAUUGUCACUAAUCAUUAAGACGAUUUUCCUGUGAUGAUACCAGAGGAGAUAUAAGUUCGGCUACUUCUGAAAGAAAUAAGGCGCGUCUCUUGAAGACGAACCAACCUUGAAUCUUUCGUCUGAGAGAGCAUUUUGUGGAAAGAUUGAUCUGCUUGUGUAACAUGUGUCAUAGUUUUUAACCUCUUUUAUCUUAUGCUUUAGUUAAGUGUUAGACUUUAAAAUAUCCUAUGUCCGAUGAGUAUGACUUGAACAUACUGAACUGAACUUGUAAUUUUGAUGUAAUGUUUUAGGAUUUAAUCCUCAGUUUUUUGCUGAUCUGCUACCUUCUAGUGUCUUUUAAUCAUCUGUAUUAUCUUUUCAUAUUCUUUGUGCCCAGAUUUUGUUGGGCACUCUGAGGUUCA